Nannospalax galili (Upper Galilee mountains blind mole rat) is the source of this 1867-nucleotide messenger RNA. RefSeq names its product endoplasmic reticulum protein 44 (gene Erp44). Lineage: Eukaryota; Metazoa; Chordata; Mammalia; Rodentia; Spalacidae. The coding region runs from base 168 to 1388 and encodes 406 amino acids. The record is from RefSeq and is a predicted model, not a curated record. The transcript has 12 exons.
GAGGGCGUGCGAGGCCUCUCUGGAAGUUGUCCCGGGUGUUCGCAGCUGGAGCUCCGGGUCGAGAGGACGAGGUGCAGUUGCCGUCCGCUCCCGGAGCCCAGCCCUUUCCUAGCCCGGUCCAGUCCCAACCGCCACCUCCUAUCCCUGCUGUGGGCUCCAGCGUUACCAUGAGUCCUGCCGUCUUUCCGUCUUUACCCGACCUCAGAUGCUCCCUGCUGCUCCUGGUAACCUGGAUUUUUACACCUAUAACAGCUGAAAUCACAAGUCUUGAUACAGAGAAUAUAGAUGAAAUUUUAAACAAUGCUGAUGUUGCUUUAGUAAAUUUUUAUGCUGACUGGUGUCGUUUCAGCCAGAUGUUGCAUCCAAUUUUUGAGGAAGCAUCUGAUGUCAUUAAGGAAGAAUAUCCAGAUAAAAAUCAAGUCGUGUUUGCCAGAGUCGAUUGUGAUCAGCACUCUGAUAUAGCCCAGAGGUACAGGAUAAGCAAAUAUCCAACCCUCAAAUUGUUUCGUAAUGGAAUGAUGAUGAAGAGAGAGUACAGGGGCCAGCGAUCAGUGAAAGCACUUGCAGACUACAUCAGGCAACAGAAGAGUAACCCUGUCCAGGAGAUUCAGAGCUUAGAAGAAAUCACUACUCUUGAUCGCAGUAAAAGAAAUAUCAUUGGAUACUUUGAGCAAAAGGAUUCAGAUAAUUACAGAGUUUUUGAAAGGGUAGCAAGUAUCUUGCAUGACGACUGUGCCUUCCUUUCUGCUUUUGGAGAUGUUUCAAAACCAGAAAGAUACAGUGGAGACAAUGUAAUCUACAAACCACCAGGGCGUUCUGCUCCAGAUAUGGUGUACUUGGGAUCUAUGAUAAAUUUUGACGUGACUUACAACUGGAUUCAAGAUAAAUGUGUCCCUCUUGUCCGAGAAAUAACAUUUGAAAAUGGAGAGGAAUUAACAGAAGAAGGACUGCCUUUUCUCAUUCUCUUCCACAUGAAAGAAGAUACAGAAAGUUUAGAAAUAUUCCAGAAUGAAGUAGCCCGGCAGUUAAUAAGUGAAAAAGGUACAAUAAACUUCUUACAUGCAGAUUGUGACAAAUUCAGACAUCCUCUUCUUCACAUUCAGAAAACUCCAGCGGAUUGCCCUGUCAUAGCUAUUGACAGUUUUAGGCAUAUGUAUGUUUUUGGCGACUUUAAGGAUGUAUUAACUCCUGGAAAACUUAAGCAGUUCGUCUUUGACUUACAUUCUGGGAAACUGCACAGAGAAUUCCAUCAUGGACCUGACCCAACUGAUACAGCCCCAGGAGAGCAAGACCAAGAUGUAGCAAGCAGUCCUCCAGAGAGCUCCUUCCAGAAACUAGCACCCAGCGAAUAUAGGUAUACUUUAUUGAGAGAUCGAGAUGAGCUUUAAAAACUUGAAAAACAAUUUGCAAGCCUUUCAACAGCAGCAUCGGCUUCCAUGGUGGAAAUAGUAAACCUAUAUUUUCAUAAUUCUAUGUGUAUUUUUAUUUUGAAUAAAUUGAAAGAAGUUUUGGGUUUUUAAUUUUUUUUCUCCCCCUAACUCAAAAUACAUUGUCAUUUAAUAUAGCCUCUUUUUAAAAAAAGUCUGCUAGGUUUAGAAAAAAUAAAAACAAGAGGCCUGUCUUCACUUUACAUCUGUCCUACACAGUCUUUAUAAUUCCAGUGAAGGUAGCAUUGCCAGAAUCGUAACGCUAACCCUCACUGCCAUUGUGGGGGCAGGGAGAAUGCAGGCCUGUUCCGAUAGUGUGUGCUUUUCCUUUUCUUUUCAUAUGACCAAUUCUGUGGUAUUUUCAUUAUCACAUUUAUGAAAGCUAAGGGGAUAUAUAUUCUGGAGACUUGGGAGGGGAAUAAAUUAAAAUUUUCACACUG